Drosophila busckii is the source of this 2375-nucleotide messenger RNA. RefSeq names its product mRNA-capping enzyme (gene mRNA-cap). The transcript has 6 exons. The record is from RefSeq and is a predicted model, not a curated record. Bases 232 to 2211 code for a protein of 659 amino acids. Lineage: Eukaryota; Metazoa; Arthropoda; Insecta; Diptera; Drosophilidae. Gene Ontology annotation, biological process: 7-methylguanosine mRNA capping; dephosphorylation. Gene Ontology annotation, molecular function: mRNA 5'-triphosphate monophosphatase activity; mRNA guanylyltransferase activity; protein tyrosine/serine/threonine phosphatase activity.
UUUUGACCCAGCUCUACCUUCUCCAAAACGAAACGAAACAACUCUAAUAAUUAAUUUCCAGCUUUUACAAGCAAAAUAUGAUGAGAAGUUAAAUAAACGUAACUUGAACGCGAUAUCCAAAGCGAUCCAAGUGCCACUAAGCGCGCGGCAAAGCACAACAAGAAGAAAAACAGAAACGGGAGUGUAUAACAGUUGUGCCAUCCCGUCCGCGCUACCGUCCCUACAGCCGGGAUGUCUCACGAACGCCAACGAGGCUCUGGCCCGCUGCCUAAUCGAUGGCUUCAUUGUCCGCGUAAAAGUGAUACACUUAUUGCGGAACGAUUUCUGGCAUUUAAGACGCCACUCAGCAAAGCCUUUCAGGACAAAAUGAGCAUUGAGAAUACAUUUCGUCCCGAAAUGCUCUUCGACUAUUGCAAGUCACUAAAGCUCAAACUAGGUCUGUGGAUUGAUCUGACAAACACAAAGCGCUUCUAUGAUCGCAUCUCAGUGGAAGAAGGCGGUGCACAGUAUAUUAAAUUGCAAUGUCGUGGUCAUGGUGAAACACCAUCCAUGGAGCAGACGCGCAGCUUUAUCGAGCUGGUGGACAAUUUUAUUACAGAGCGUCCACUUGAGGUAAUUGCUGUGCACUGCACGCAUGGCUUUAAUCGCACGGGCUUUCUCAUAAUCUCCUAUUUGGUGGAGCGCUUGGAUUGUUCUGUAGGUGCUGCACUUGCCGUAUUUGCCAAAGCACGUCCGCCGGGCAUCUAUAAACAGGACUACAUAAACGAGCUAUUUCGACGCUAUGAAGAUGAGGAGGAUGCUCCGCAUGCACCUGAACAGCCCAACUGGUGUCUGGAGUAUGACGACAGCAAUGGCAACGACAACGAGCACAGAAAGCGUCAAUAUGAUGACAGCUGCUCCUCUACCUCACAGCAGGCGGCAGCUGCGUCUGCAGGCAAUGCUGUGGGCGAGGAAGAGGAUGAAGUCGAUGGUGAUGAGGCAAAUGGUGAAGAAAACGCCGAAGAUGGUACGCAAAAGAAAAAGCGACGGCGUGAGAUGGUUGUAAAGAAUGCGGUAUUCAUGGCUGGCGUGCCCGGCGUGCGACAUCUAAACGAACAGCCACGACUUGGGGAGCUGCAGCGUAAAGUGCAACACUGGUGCAACUGGCAGAAGAGCGGAUUUCCCGGCGCACAGCCCGUAUCCAUGGACAGACACAAUAUUAAGCGCUUAAGUGAAAUACCCUAUCGUGUGUCCUGGAAGGCAGAUGGUUCGCGGUAUAUGAUGCUUGUGGAUGGACGCGAUGAGAUUUACUUUUUUGAUCGCAACAACUCUUGCUUUCAAGUUGAGAACAUGACCUUUGUGCAGGGCAAGAAUCUGCAUGAACAUCUAGAUGGCACACUCCUGGAUGGAGAAAUGGUGCUGGAUAAAAUUGGUGAGACGGUAACCCCACGUUAUCUAGUCUAUGACAUUGUUCGUUUGGCCGGACGCGAUGUGCGCGAGGAGCCGUUCUUUCCACAUCGCUUGGACUACAUUAAAAAUUGUGUCAUAGGUCCACGCAUCUUGGCCAUGAAGCACGCCAUUAUCAAUCGCGCUUUGGAGCCAUUUAGCGUGCGCAACAAAGACUUUUGGGAUAUCAGAACAUCGGCGCGCCUGCUGGGCGAAAAAUUCUCACGUUCGCUGGCCCAUGAGCCAGAUGGUCUCAUCUUUCAACCCUCACAGCAGCCCUACACACCAGGCGUCUGCUCCGAUGUCUUCAAAUGGAAGCCACAUGAACUCAACUCUGUAGACUUUCGUCUAAAGAUUAUAACAGAACGUGGCGAGGGUCUGCUUACAAAGAAAGUUGGCUUUCUCUAUGUGGGUGGACAUGAUGCCCCAUUUGGACGCAUGCAAAAGCUAACCAAGGAGAUACGCGACCUGGACAAUAGGAUAGUCGAGUGCACGAUGAAUCAAUUUGGCAAUUGGGAGUUUAUGCGCGAGCGCACAGACAAAAAGCUGCCGAAUAGCUUUAAUACGGCCAUUGCUGUUGUCGAGAGCAUAAAGCAUCCUAUCACCAAGGAAUAUUUAAUUAAUUACAUAGCUAAUUUUGGCUAUCGUGAUGAUCAUACAAUGAUGCCGCCACCAGUUGCUCAAAGGCCACAACAACAACAACAGCAGCAGCAGCAGCAGCAUCAUCAUCACCAGCAGCAGCAGCAACAACAACAACAGCAGCAACAACAGCAGCAACAAAUCUAAAUAGUCGAAGGAUGCUGCAUAUUAAGACAUAUAACAACAACAACUAGCAAAUUAAUAAAGGCAACUUGAUUACUUCGCAUCUUACGCAUUUGUAUGUGGUACACAAUUUGAAUGAAACAAAAAACCUCCACAUGUUAAAUGCAAAUUGUAUAUUUAUAAUACUC